AUGGCCAAGAGGAAACAUAGAAAGCUCUUCCCUAUAUUAGCAUCAGAGCCAAACAAAACAUUAGAUUGCUCAAUAGGAAUCUCCGUGUACCAACCAUCUCAAGACGCUUCAUCUUCUUUAGGCGCUAUAACCAUCAUCACCGUCACCGGAGCCGUCUUAGCCAUCCUUCUAACCGGUUUCUUUCUUGCAGCCAAAUACGUUACAAAGAGUGUAAACCGAGUCAACCUCGAGAGAUACCACUCUCAAAGAGACCCCCAAGAUGGUGCAAUAGAUGAAGAGUUUCAAGACACAGAACAAGUAGACCAUCCGAUAUGGUUGAUUAGGACAACAGGGCUACAACAAUCGAUCAUAAACUCGAUUACCAUCUGUAGUUACAAGAGAGGAGAUGGGUUGAUAGAGAGAACAGAUUGUCCUGUUUGUUUAAACGAGUUUGAAGAAAACGAGAGUCUUAGGUUAUUACCUAAGUGUAACCAUGCUUUUCACAUCUCUUGUAUUGACACGUGGCUUAGGUCUCAUACUAAUUGUCCUUUGUGUCGAGCUGGUAUAACGAUCACUCCACGGUGUUCUGGUCCGGUUGAUGUGAAUCCUGGAGGGUCAGGGUCUGGUGAUGUUGUUGAUGAAGAUCGUGGAGAGGUUGAGAAUGAUGAAUCGGGUUCUAAAGAGAGAUUGAGUUUCAGUUCUGAUGUAAGGAUUGAAAUGUAUGGAGAUGUGAAUGAGGUUAACCAGAGCACUGAGGAGGGUGGUGGAGCAGAAACAGAGGCAGAUGAGCAAGUUAGGGUUUUGGAGGAGUGUAUGGAUCCCUUGGGAGAGAAAACCCACAAAGAAGAAAGUAGUGACUCUGGUGAAGAUACAGUGAAGAGUGAGACAAGCAUGUCGUUGAAGACAGGAGGAAGCUCAUGUUUCAGUUCAGACAAGAGUUCGCUUUUUUCGGUGUAGGAAAGUCUCUACUACCAAAAACCAUUUUUCCAAUGUAUAAAGAAGAGAAAAUAAGCUACAAUGCACAAGUGUCUAUAGUGUGUUUGUAAAUCUAAAUAGAAGAAGGC
Eruca vesicaria subsp. sativa (arugula) is the source of this 1043-nucleotide messenger RNA. The record is from the annotation of a GenBank genome assembly. NCBI's taxonomy places the organism in Eukaryota, Viridiplantae, Streptophyta, Magnoliopsida, Brassicales, Brassicaceae.